Messenger RNA from Lotus japonicus, 3619 nucleotides. RefSeq lists its product as uncharacterized. The transcript has 3 exons. Lineage: Eukaryota; Viridiplantae; Streptophyta; Magnoliopsida; Fabales; Fabaceae. Bases 731 to 1651 code for a protein of 306 amino acids. The record is from RefSeq and is a predicted model, not a curated record.
CUCACGUUUCACUAUUACAAAUAUUGCGCGAGUUUUCUCUCAUGGAAAACCCUUAGCACUGCUUCCCCAUCGUUCCUCUGCUUUGAUCCGUUCGGAAUUUGGUGGCUAUUGUGCAAACAACAUCGUUCCUCUGCUUGAUCCGUUCGUGGAUUUCAUCUUCUCUAUUCUCGGAACUGGUCUAAGAGGAGUUUAAUAUAUUUAUUCUUUCUUUGUGGAGCUGUGUAUUUGGGUGUUGUGCUCUUGAAAUAUGACUUCAAAGAAGUCAAUCAUCGAUAAAUCUUGGAUUAAAAAGCCACGGAAUACACUUGAAUAUCUUGCAGGACUAAAUAGUUUUCUUGAUUUUGCAUUUGAACACAAUUCUGGUUCAAAUACAAUAAUAUGUCCUUGUGACAAGUGUGGUUUUAAGAAGUGGCACAUUAGAGAUGAGGUGCUUGACCACUUGUUAUGCAAACCAUUCCCUAAUGGUUACACAUUUUGGCAUCGUCAUGGGGAGACAAGACAAAGAGAAUUUGUUCUUAGAACACCUUCAAUAGAAGAGAGCACUCGUAAUGAAGAUCCAAUUCAGAGUACGAUAAGUGAUGCUUUUGGGUUCUCUAACCGCAUGAAUGAAGAACCUUAUGUGGCAAAUGAAGCAUGUGGUGGAGAUGAAAAUACCAUUCCAGAGUUGAAUCAAGGAAUGCAAGGCGAGGCUAAAGAAUUUUAUGAGCUACUUAAAGAUUGAGAGAAAGUUAUGUAUGAUGGAUGUACAAAAUACACAAAACUGUCCUUUUUAAUUAAGUUGUACCACAUCAAGAGUCUUUGUGGAGUCAGUAACAAAGCUAUGGAUAUGAUUCUUGCAUUGUUGCACGAUGCUUUUGAACAAACAAAUAUACCCUCCUCAGGUUAUCAAGCGAGAAAAAUUGUUGACAAGCUAUGCCUUAAUUACACAAAGAUACAUGCAUGUCCCAAUGAUUGCAUGUUGUAUUGGGGGGAGGAUGAAGAUAAAGAAAAAUGUAAAGUAUGCAACACAUCAAGAUGGAAGAUUCCCAAAAAAAAUGGAAGCGUUGGUGUAUAUUUUCUUCUUAAGAGGAGGAAACAACCUGCAAAAAUUCUACGUUAUUUUCCUUUGAUCCCUAGGUUGAAAAGAUUAUUCAUGUCUUCAAAGACGGCUCAAAGCAUGAUAUGGCAUGCUAAGGAAAAUAACAAUGAUGGUAUGAUAAGGCAUCCGAGAGACUCUGAGGCUUGGAAGCAGUUUGGCUUGUCACAUCCUGAAUUUGCUAGAGACCCUCGGAAUGUACGUCUUGGCUUAGCAAGUGAUGGAUUCAAUCCUUUUGGGUCAAUGAGCAAUAGUUAUAGCAUUUGGCCAGUAGUACUUAUUCCUUACAACACUCCACCAUGUACUUGCAUGAAGUCAACAAAUUUCAUUCUCUCAAGUAUUAGUCCCGGGAAGCGACAAAUUGGAAAUGAUAUUGAUAUUCAUUUGCAACCACUUAUCUUAGAGUUGAAAGAAUUGUGGGAAAAGGGAGCGGAGACAUAUGAUGCUUCAAAAAAUGAAAUACGAGAGUUGUCCAUGACAAAACUCUACAAUACUCAUAGCAAUAACACUAAUUCACUUAAGAAAAUAUCCCAAGCACAUGACAUCGUAGUUCAUAUUAUAAUCUUGACGCAAUAAACAUCAUAACACACAACAACAUGUUCUCACACAUCAGCCAAGUCAAGUUAAUUUAGACCCUAAGUUAGUCUAUAUGCCCAUGCACAUGCAAUGCUCAUCAAAUCUGGAUAUAAUGCCAGCUCCACACACGGUAGGCGGGACAACACUCAAUCCGUCCGAUACUCACUCCAUUAUCGACCUCAGACUAGUGAAUGUCACUUACACAAGCACGCUGUCACUAACAUUCUGAUAAACCACGAGUAGCAGUCUUAGUACGGAACUAUAUAUAGUCACGACCCCACUAGCCGCGUCACAAUGCAUGAAUUAUAUGGUGCCAAUAAUCAAUCACCAAAACAGAGACGUCUUUUUUACGAAUUCGAGUUCUUCCAAAAAGCAGGACCACUCACCACUGAGUGUCCGCAUCAAGUUUCCCUUGGCUUGGCUUUUACUCGCCAAAAGUCUCAUAUUAGAUAUCAAUCGAUCAAGAGCUCAUGAGCAAUAUAUCAUCUCAUAUCAUCACGCUUACACGACAUGUUAUCAUAAAAACAAGUCACAAAUAUCAGCAUGUUAUGAAAGCAAUGAACUCACAAGCUUAUCAACAUGCUCUCAUAGAACAAUUCAAUCGAGCACUUAGAGUGCCUCAAUCGGGAUUCACCGAUCCUCACCAAUUUAACAAACAUACAAGGUAUACAAUAUAAUCAUCAUGCUACCACAAUUUAUCAUGUUAUUCAACAAAUAACCAACACAUAGCAACAUUACAACAUAAUCAUCAUGCUACCACAACUUAUCAUGUUAUUCAACAAAUAACCAACACAUAGCAACAUUAUGAGCACAUGUCAUUUAAUCAAUUAGCAUGAAGCGAAGUGCACUCACAAAAAUCAUACAACAUGUUUCAACAAGACAAAUAGUCGAAGUGAAGUGACCUCACAAUAAUCAUAUAACAUAUUUUCAAGGAGACAAAUAACCGAAGCGAAGUGCUCUCACCUUAGCCACUUCCUUCCUAAAUUGCGACUCCGAUCCGAUCACGUCAUCACUCCUCGUACCGAGUACCGACCCUCUUUCCUUCAGUUCUUUUGCUCUGACACGAACGUAUUCUCAAACUUCGUACCAAAAUCCAAAAUCUGGAAAUUUUCCCGCGAAGAAUCGCUGGAGAAGAUGGUGGUCCGCAGCGGUCCAUGGCGGAUUUGUCGCCGGAGACGAAAAGGAGUAGUGGGUCUUCAUCAUUUCGCAGCCCUGAACACGAUGGUGGUGUCCGUUUCUAUAAAAUCUCGACGGUUUUCUCACAACUACCAAGUUCCACGGAGAUUUUCCGGAGGCUCCAGAACUCGACGUAGCUUCUUCCAAUGGCUUCCUAGGUUGUCGCUUCUUCCAAUGGCUUCCUGGGUUGUCCCUCUUAGUGUUGGAGGUUUAGAAACGUUGGUUUUGUGGAGUUUUUGGGCUGGUUCGAGUGCCACCUUGGUGGUGAAGCUUAUCAGAAAACAGAGGGAGAGAAAAGAACUCAUGGAUGCCACUUUCCCUCUCAUGGGGGUGCUUGAAUAUUUCUUGCUCUUGGAGCUCACGUAACCGGCCCAAAGAGACAGAAAGAUGAAGGUUGGUGGUUUUUUGUAUAUGAUGGAGCGAGCUUUGAUGGUAGGAGAAGCCAAAUGUGAUUAUUUUUCAUAUGGUAGAGCAGUGUGUGAUCGAUCACACAUACGAACCUAAGAGGUUGAGUUAUUGUAAUAAUUACGACAUUCAAGGGCUGGGUUAUUGUCUCUUAAUACAAUUAAUUAUUGAAUCAAUAUUUUUUAUACAAAUUUGACCAAAUCAAAUCUUCCUUCAAUGUUGAUCAAUUUCUCUUUAAUGUUGAUUUAAUGUUGAUUGACUGGUGGUGCAUUAAGCAAAAUCUGGUACUCGAUCUAUAUGAUCAACUAUAAAUAAUGAGCAAGAUAAACUAGUCUCUAUCUUGUGAGAAGAACGAUAAAAGUUCAAAUUCUUCGAAAUGGCCGCACA